Molecule: messenger RNA, 7056 nt
Organism: Epinephelus moara (kelp grouper)
Lineage: Eukaryota; Metazoa; Chordata; Actinopteri; Perciformes; Serranidae
Gene: nacc1a
Product: nucleus accumbens-associated protein 1
Exons: 8
Coding region: 521-2233 (570 amino acids)
Biological process (GO): regulation of transcription by RNA polymerase II
Molecular function (GO): RNA polymerase II cis-regulatory region sequence-specific DNA binding; DNA-binding transcription factor activity, RNA polymerase II-specific; protein binding
Source: RefSeq, a predicted model, not a curated record
GUCCUUAGCGCUGGGGGAUUUGGGUUGACGAUGAACGGUUCAGUAAAUACGGGACAAUUAAAGUUUGGGAUAAGUGUGCCACUUAGGGGACGGGUCCAAGUUGGAACAGUCCGAAACUUUCUUUAGCCCAUUCCAGCCUUUUCCCGUGAAAUGCGCCCUAUCAUCAAAGUGUAGUUAAACGGUUAAUCUCAUGUAGCUCUUCUCCCAAAUAUGCGAAAAUGCGAUGGCACUCAGGGCUUUUUUGGCACGGCAGCACUUGCGAGAGCCGGUUGUAAAGAAUUGUGCCUUGUUGUGCUCCCACCCCCCGCUCCGUGCCGCACUGGUUCCGUCUGGCUCGCCCUCAGCUGCUGCGUGUCCUGGGAUGACCUGUUGAUGUCGGUAGAAUGGAGAAUGGCAGGGGGAGCGAUUUCCCCCAUCACCAAAAUAUUUAAAUAAGCAACAUUUGGGCUUGACAACCGGCGUCGCAGCACAGCUACCUCGUCCGCACAUUCAACCCUUUGGUGGUGUGCGUAGGCGCACCAUGGCCCAGACCCUCCAGAUGGCGAUCCCAAACUUCGGCAACAAUGUUCUAGAGUGUCUGAAUGAGCAGCGGCUGCAGGGCCUCUACUGCGAUGUCUCUGUGGUGGUCAAGGGCCAUUCCUUCAAGGCCCAUCGAGCUGUGCUGGCUGCUAGCAGUUCUUAUUUCCGGGACCUCUUCAGCAGCAACAAUAGUGGAGGCGGGAGCAGCAAUGAGACGAGCCCAACCGUAGUGGAGCUCCCAUCGGCUGUGCAGCCCCAGAGCUUCCAGCAGAUUUUGUCUUUCUGCUACACAGGCCGCCUCAGCAUGACGGUGGGGGACCAGUUUCUCCUCAUGUAUACCGCCGGCUUCCUGCAGAUCCAACAGAUCAUGGAAAAAGGCACUGAGUUCUUCCUCAAGGUCUCCUCCCCCAGCUGCGACUCCCAGGGCCUUCACGCUGAGGAGGCCCCAACUUCUGAGCCCCAGAGCCCCGUGACGCAGACCAGUAACAGUGCAGGCCGGCCUGCCUCAUGCCUGACGCCGCUCCCUCUGGUAUCACGAGUGAAGACAGAGCAACCAGCGAGCCAGCCGGAGGCCGCCACUCCUUACUCAGUGGUCUGCACUCCCGUAGCCAAGCGGCUGUGGGAGGGCGGCAGCAGCAGAGAUGGAGGCGGGGGAGGCUCAGGGGGAGGAGGCGGGGCCAGAAAGGCAGCCCGUUAUUCCCAGGAGGCGGUGCGGGGCAGUGCCAUUCAGAGCCCCGGAGCCCUCGGACUGGCCAUGGGUAUGGGUGCCAACGUAACCAGCCUGGCGGGCGUGGUGGCCAGUGGCGGGCUCAGUGGCAGCACUGGCACCAACGGAAACUCAGCGGCAGGUCUCGGCAUGUCAGAAGGAGCCAGCCCUGGCACCCUGAGCACCUACGCCAGUGACUCACCUAUCAGUUACCAUGAUGAUGAAGAAGAGGAAGAGGGGACAGAGGAAUGUGCUGAAGAGCAGUAUAGGCAAAUCUGCAACAUGUAUACCAUGUACAGCAUGCUCAACAUGGGAGCUGCAGCAGCCGGAGAGCGUGUCGAAGCUCUACCAGACCACACAGAGACACGGGGUCGGAUGCGAGGCAGAGACCUCACAUGUCUCCCCGCAGAACUCAUCGCUCAGAUAGGCAACCGCUGUCAUCCCAAACUGUACGAGGAAGGAGACCCUGCUGAGAAACUCGAGUUAGUCUCAGGUACUUCUGUGUAUAUAUCGCGAGCCCAGCUAAUGAACUGUCAUGUGAGCGCGGGGACCAGACACAAGGUGCUGCUUAGGAGGCUGCUGGCCGCCUUCUUUGACAGGAAUACUCUGGCCAACAGCUGUGGAACAGGCAUCCGCUCAUCCACCAACGACCCGAGCCGCAAGCCCCUGGACAACAGAGUUCUGCAUGCGGUCAAAUUUUAUUGCCAGAACUUCGCCACCAGCUUCAAAGAAAGCGAGAUGAACGCCAUCGCAGCCGACAUGUGCACCAACGCCCGACGCGUGGUCCGUAAGAGCUGGAUCCCCAAGCUGAAGCUACUGAUGGCCGAGAGUGACGCCUACACCGCUUUCCUCCCCGAUGGCGUCAAGAUGGAGGAUGACACCCUGGGGGCGGACCCAGCCUUUGACCCCGCCUCCCUGGAGGCCGCCGGCGGUGCCGGCAUGGAGUCAGGUGGCUCUUCAGGUGAAUCGCUACCAGGUGUGGGCGGGGACGGAGGACCGUUAUUUUGAACAUUGUGUCCGGGGAAGGUUAAAAUUUGUUGACACACAUACCAGUAUUCCCCAGUUCUGCUUGCCUCCUCACUCUUUGGCCCACGCUGAUCUCUCACAUCUGACUGUCUAUACUACACUGCUCGGGUCAACAGUUGCUGUUACCCUGAUGUAACCAGGACAUGAAAACUUUAAUUUUUGCUUUAUGACUGUACAAUGGAGUUAGUUGAGGAAAGGGAGAGCGUGAGAGGGUGUUUAGUUUUCUCCUAACUGCCCUCUGCCUCCCCUUGUCUUUUUAAGGUGUGUAAGCGCAUCCACUGUUGCAUAUUAAAUACAUUCCCUGAAACGCAGGUGAUGGGGGAGAGCCUGGGGAGGAAGGGAUGGCUGGAUGGACAGGUUCGGAGUAGAGGUGGCAAGUAUAUUGAAUGUAAGUGUCAGUGGCAGUUUUCUCUAUGCAACCCUGACAGCUUGUAUUCCAGCCUUGGAAAAGGAACUAAAUUUAAAACAGACACAAUAACAAACAUUAACACUACCUGCUCUUCCUCCCCUUCCACCUCUCACUCAUCACCCUGCAAAUAUUAGUCACCACACCACCUUUCUCGAGACCAGAGAAUCUCACCUGAGUGUUUCACUGUGCAGUGUCUUAUAGAAAUUUAUUUCAUCUUUUUCUGUUUUCUAAAUUUUUAGCAUGUUUCUCCGUCUAUGAACUGAAAAAGUGAUCCAGAGAGAAAGGGGAAAGCUUUUUACUGAGAUGAUUGUAAAGAACAUUUAAAGGGCAACAGGUAAUCAAAGAUGGUCAUAUUUUUAGAAGACAAACUAUAUUUAUACAAGCGCCCAUGCCUGGAACGGCGUGAGCAAAGAGAGUGAGAGGGAUUGUUUUAAAAUCUCUAUCUUCGUGUUUUAUUGAAAGAGGUCUUGUCAAAUAAGGAAAAGUGCUAUUUUUGCAUAAAAAAAGGAGUAUAAUAAAGCAGUCUUAUCAUAGGACCCUUAGUCGUUUAUUUUUAUCUUUAUUUGACAGUUCAGAGUGAUGGAAUGAGCAGUUGAACUGCUAAAUUUGAAGCAUUUCAUCUUCUGUUCACUCGCUUAAAAGGAAUAAUAAGACUGAUUCAGCUGGCUUGACUGUUGUCUAUGAUAACCAUUUCCUGUUGGGUUGCCAACCUGCAAAGUUUGCCUCCUUCGAUAAAACAUUGGCCCACAAUUUUAAUGAUCACUUGUAGAAAUCUAAAGGUUGUAUUGAUCUGACAGCUCGGCUAGUUUCUUCUUUGUACUGAAAUUAUUGGGGGGAAAAAAGCUGCUGACAAAUGCAGAAGUCACAGGAAACAAUUAUGGGUAUUGGUAUGUGCCUUUUAAUUGAAAUCAAUAAGCAGAAGCUUGGCGGGUACAGUGAUGUCACGAGGAGGCAAUCUUGCUCAAAGCAAACAGGUUUUAUGGUACUAUCCAUGUGUGUGUGAGACACUUCUUUGGUGAGGACGGAGAGCCUGUGUCGCGCGGCUGUGUCUGUCAGUACGUAGUUUAUUCAUGUAUCUAACACAACACCUCUUUAAGAUGGAAAUUCAAAAUGGCUGACAGUUUUAUUUUUCAAGUUUGAAAUGAUUUUUGCACCUUCCACCAGAGUGGAGGUUUCUGCACCUUAAUGAGAAGAACCAGUGGUUCAUGCACCUUUUUUGAGAAAUGUUGUGUAGCAAUUGAACCCCUUUAGGUGGAAUCUGUCUUUACUUCUCCCAUGUCCGCCUGCGUUUUCUUUUUUAAAAGUGGCACAAAUUCCUACUGUACAUAAUCGAGAUGACUGUUGAGUUAAAUCCCAAGUGUUCUUCCUUUCCGUUGCUGGAUGCAUCUGAUUAUGAAAUGUUGACAACUGACCUUUUUCUGUGUGUGAGAGUUCGUGUUUGCUAGAAGCUUCUUGGAUGACCUGUACGGGGUCAGCACAGAGGAUUCAUUAUUCCUCCUGCAGGUGGACACAAAAUGGUCCGGGUGUGACUUAGGAAUGUGUUCUUAACCUGAAAUGCUCCGAUUGAUUACUUUCUCCUCUUUGGGGAGCAUUUCUUUAAAGGUUCUAUUUUUCCGAAGACGGGUAGAGGGUGAAAAACGUGACGGAAUUUAUGUUUCUUCUUCAAAGCGGUUGAGUCACUUAUUGAAAAGAAUACCUAGAAGCAUAAUAGAUAUAGCUCAGCCUAUUUUCAUUUUUGAUUCAAAUAAUAAAGACGAGUUUAGUGAGAUGGUUUGAUAUAUGGACAGAACAAAAAUGCAGUACCUUCUAAGUAUUCUGUAUAUUCUGUAAAGGGUAAUGACGACAAAACCUCAGUAUGCUCUGCAUUUGACUGUAAAUGCCACAUGAGCACCCCUCCCCCACAUACCUCUCCAGUAUCUUUGAAGACUGUUGUGCUUCCUGUCCAUGCAGCUGGUGUCGUGUUUCACUUCCACAAGUUUAUUCAUGUGUAUCAGAGAGAGGCAAAGCAGUGGUUUUUGGUGGCUAAAUCUGAAUUAGAAUAUGCACACUUGAUUUGCUUUGUGGCUUUUGGACUGUGCCAAGUUUACAGUUUGACUUAGAUUACAUCUUCAUGUUUUCACCCAAUAUGUUUUAACAAUGACAUAAAUCAGUGUGUUUUAAGUUACUGUAAUCCCUUAAAUAGUUUUCUGGCAUAUUACAUAUUCAGAAAAUUUCAGAUUUUAAAUAUAUCAAACCCAAGACUUUAAAGUAAAUCCACUAUGAUACCAAAUUCCUAGAUAAUUGCUUUGUGUAUAAAGUUAAAGGACCGAGACACAUGCCCAUCAUUAGAACCUCUGAAUUUAAUUUAGUUAAUUUAUAGGGACAUUGAAUCAAGCAAUGAUAUUAAAUUAUAUUCUCUUAGUAUGUUUUUUAACAUAAUGGCUACUAAAUCAGUCAAUGUUUCUGCCCUAGAGACAUACAUCCAGGCAUGACAACAGCCAAAUUACUGUUUAAAUGCACCCUUCAUAGACAUAUUAAUGAAAUCAGAGUGUAAUAACAAUUAGUUCUACUAGAGUUUCCCACAGAAAAACCAAAAAAAAAAAAACGUAAAGACAAAAACUGAAAAAAUGAAGCCUUUAUUUUGGGUGGGACGCAGGGGUUACAUCUCCCAAUAUUUAGACCGUGCAUUUGCCCCCCUCUAAAAAAAAAAAAAAAAAAACAUGAAAGCAUCAGAGGACUUUUACUUUGGCGUAAUUAAAGACGUUUACACCAUAAAACGAUGCAGAAAAGGCACAAAUCGGUGCACUGAAAAUCACCAGAAAGCAGGAAAUGAAGUGUUUAUGCCCUAAAUCCCCCGUUUCAUAUGUGUCGCCCACUCGACAAUAUUGAAAGGAAACCUCUGCCCCUGUUUCUUACAGUAAUCAUGUUACACAGUGACCUCCUAAAUGACUUGGAGUCUGUUCUGAGUCACUGACGAGCUGAAAUAACACCAGUGAAUCAGCACUGGUUCCAAGGAAGCCACGUUAAUCUGCUGUUGCAACACAGCGGCCCUGUCCCAAUCCAGAAAUGUCAACACCAUAGAAAUAGAAUGAGAAUAGAAAGGUCUUUGAAGCGUUUGCCGUGGUCAUUUGACGAGUACAAAAGAAAAUGGUGAUUGUUGUGAGUUGUUAUGGUGACAAAGAACGUCAGUGAGGCCAGAAAGUAUGUCACUCCCUAGUUUGAGAGGCCUAUUCUUACACGUGUUCCUUAUUUAACUGAAAAAUACAACCGUACACUAGUCCAAAUUUCUCACUGCCAUCAAACUCAGACUUAUGUUCGCUUAAUUGGCUCGUGAACUCAUCAUAAAACACACCAUUUUAGUCAGUCUUUUUCUUUUCGAUGUGAAAACGUGUUGAUCUACACGCCAUAAUGCUUACUCCAUUGCUCAUUUGAUCGCUACUGCAAAAUCUUACCUCAGUAAGUUUGCAAACUUGCUGCAAGUUGAAUUGUAAAGUUUAUACGUCAACAUAAAAAUGGCCGCCGCUCAGACCAUCCUGCUACGUAGAAUGCUAUUCAUUCUAUUUCUAUGGUCUCCACCACCCAGUCAAAAUAUCUUACCAUUACGCCACAUGAGCCUAGAGGAGAAAUAACUAAGGUUACAGUACUUGUCAGGGGUUUUCACCUGUAGUCAAUGUUCAGUUCUCCGAUGUCUAAAAAGUCCCUCACUCACGACCUACUUGCACACUGCCUCAGCUGCAAUAGGUGUGUGAGCGUGGUUGUGUUUUACUUUGUGUGCAUUUAAAAAUAGAAAGCUUUGAUGCAUCUUUUUUUUCUAUUUUUUUUUUUUUUUCUAAGCUAAUUGUAAUUUCAACCUAUGUGUUUACACCUCACAACACAUGUAGACCUACACACUUGAACAGAUAAGGUGUGGCAUGGCAUGGGGAACCUUUUGUCACUAAACAGUACAUAUAUAAAUAUGAAUAUACACAUGUAUAGAUAAAUACUGUAUAUUAUAUAUAGACGCACACAUAGAGGUCAGAUUGUUUGUCGUGCACUUGCAGCAUGAGGUAUAUAUUUACCCAGAAACGGCGCUUCUUCACAACCUGUGCAGUAAUUGGUCUGCCCAUGUCUUUGCCCCUGCUCCUUGCCCCUCUGUAACCCUGUAGCGCCCAGUGGACAUCCUGUACUGCUCAUCCUAUUUCUUUCUGUGUUCCAAGUGCCAAUAACUUCGUGAAAGCCCUGUAACUGUGACCCAACAUUAUCAAAGGUAAUUGCACAUUAACAACUGUAAAAUAAAUAAAUAAAUAUAAAUCAUAGAGAAAAUGUCAAAAUGGAUUAAAUAAUGAAUAUCUUAAUAAAAGAUUUGUAACAAUUUCUCUCCGAUUCCUUUAUUUACUGGGGGGUUGUUUUGCUGCUUGUUGAGUGCCUGGUUGUUGUU